Molecule: messenger RNA, 2439 nt
Organism: Solanum stenotomum
Lineage: Eukaryota; Viridiplantae; Streptophyta; Magnoliopsida; Solanales; Solanaceae
Product: transmembrane E3 ubiquitin-protein ligase FLY2-like
Exons: 15
Coding region: 419-2128 (569 amino acids)
Molecular function (GO): zinc ion binding
Source: RefSeq, a predicted model, not a curated record
CAGGAGAAGCCCAAUGUCAAAUGAUCUUUAGCUUAUUUUUACGUUCUGCAAAACUGAAAACACCCCAACUAUGUUAUUUAUAGAUUGUAUAACUGUUUUUGAAUAAAGAAAUACAAGUGGAGUUUUCUAAGUUUUUGGUUCUUGAAUUGACUAGGGAAGGGAUUCUUGGUGAAUCACAAAUCAACAAAACCAAUGAUUCUGUUUAUGUUGAGCUUUCAUUUUCUCUGAAGUUGAUUUUUGUUGUUGGGGUUGUUGUUUUAUGUUGUUUGACUUCAAUUUAAGCAACCCCUUUUUCUUUCUUUCUCUUAAAGUUGUCUUUUUUUUUUUUUUUUUUAAAUUGUAACUGUAAUGGGCUUUGUUUCUUCAUCUGGGUUGCUCAAGAAUUUCUUGGAAGUGAAGAAUUUGAAUUGAUCUUGAAAUGGGUAUGGCAAAAAGAUUGUAUUUUUUGAGGUUGAAGAGGAGAAAUUAUGGAGUUUUGUUUAGAGUUCUUUUUAGUUUAUGGUUCAUCCUUGGAGGGAUUUGCCCAGUAAUGGGUGUCAGGCCUCUCAGAGAAAGAUAUCGUUCGUGGGGAGAUGAGUGGCUUCUUGUAAGAAAGGAUGAGAAUGAAUUGGGGCCUUUUUCUGCUUGGAAUAUAACUGGAACUUACAGAGGGUCUUGGAGGUUCCUAGAUUCAACAAAUAGCUCUUCCAGGUUUCCUGAUUUUAGGAAGUUCAAUGGCAACUCGGUCCUUGAAUUGAUAAGUAAUCCAACAAAAAUAACUGGUGUACAUUAUGUUCAGGGUGCAAUAAUUUUCCAUGAUGUUUUUGACAAUGAACAUGGAGUUGGUGGUGCACAAAUAAGGGUAGAAGGUGUAUAUAUAUGGCCAUUUAGACAACUUCGAAUGGUAGCUUACAGUGGCAAAGAUGGUGAGUUUGCACAGGAAGACGAUUAUCUAUUAUCAAAUCCAUAUCACUUGCUUGGUGUUUUCUCGUCCCAGAUAUUCCAGGAGUCUUCUCGAGAUAAGAUUUGGAAAAAGAAACACUCACCGUUUUACGAGAUGGAGAAAAAUUGUAAUAUUGAAAUUGCUGCACAAAUUGCUCGUGUCUCAUCAUCCUCAAAUGAUGGAGCUCGUGAUCAUUAUCAACUAGAAGGAUUGAUAGAGAGCCCUUCAGUGGAUGCUGACGGAGACUGUUUCUCACCGAUGCUUUUGAAUGCUACUUCUGUCAAUAUAGAGGUUUACUACAACAAAGCGGUGAACUACACAUUGAUGGUCACAUUUAUAUCUUUUCUGCAAGUGCUCCUUCUGAUUCGACAAAUGGAACAUAGCAACACCCAAUCAGGAGCUGCCAAAGUUUCAAUUCUGAUGAUUGGACAACAGGCUAUCAUGGAUGCUUAUCUUUGUCUUUUGCAUCUGACCGCAGGGAUACUUGUUGAAUCCCUUUUCAAUGCUUUUGCAACUGCUGCCUUCUUCAAGUUUGUUGUCUUCUCGAUAUUUGAGAUGAGAUAUCUACUUGCUAUAUGGAAGGCAAAUAGGCCCAUGAAUAGCGGAGAGGGUUGGGAAGCAAUGAGGCGCGAAUUAUCAGUACUUUACAGCCGUUUCUAUGGGAUCCUUUUAGGCGGCCUAUUGUUCAUGUAUGAGUUUCACAAGUUUCUGCGCCCUAUUCUUCUACUUUUAUACUCAUUCUGGAUACCUCAAAUUGUAACUAAUGUCAUUCGCGACUCAAGAAAACCGUUGCACCCUCAUUACAUCUUGGGAAUGACUCUAACUCGUUUGGCAAUUCCAUUAUAUGUAUUUGGCUGCCCUCACAAUUUCAUGCGUAUAGAGCCUGAUAAGAAUUGGUGCAUCUGCUUGGGAGUUUUUAUUGCGCUGCAGGCAUCAAUUCUUCUGUUGCAGCAUUACCUUGGAUCUCGGUGGUUCAUUCCACGUCAGAUUUUACCCGAGAAGUAUAACUAUUAUAGAAGGUUUGAUCAGGGUGCAAAUCACGCCACUGACUGUGUUAUUUGCAUGACUACUAUUGAUCAUACUCAACGCUCAAAUAAUUGCAUGGUGACACCUUGUGAUCAUUUCUUUCACUCCGGUUGUUUGCAAAGAUGGAUGGACAUAAAGAUGGAGUGUCCAACAUGCCGACGUCCUCUUCCACCAGCUUGAAUAAAUGCUAUUUCUUGAAUUCAUCUUGAUAGAGCAACUGACAUUGCCCGACCUGUUUAGAACGGUUGGAGACUCAGAGAAUUACAUAAGAAGUUUUCUGUAUAAAAGUACAGCACAGAUUCACCAGACUUGCGGUGCAGUUGCCGUUUAAUGUACAUUACUAAUAUAAUAUCUUGUUGAUUAACUAUCUAUUCUUUUCUUAUAUUUCACCACAAUUAGAUUUUUCUUUCAGAAAUACAUUUACUUUCAGUUUAGAGCAAACUUCGUUGGAAAAGUGUAGUUAUUUCCGAGUUGGAAAUUCAAGACUGCAA